UGCCUGUAGCGAUACGCCCAUCCUACAGCCACCAUCCACUUUCCCUCUCCGACUUCUCCCCGUCUUCUCUCUUUUAUCUUAACCUCUCUCGAUCAUGUUGCACUAUUCUAAACUGCUCUUCAAGCUACGACUGCCGUCCUCUGUUUACGCUUUGUCUACACCCAGUCUAUAACCCAUCUUUAAUCAAUGUAGCGCCAAGUCGGUUUGGAUCGGCAUCCUCAAGCUACAGAUCUAUCACGUAGAUCCUAUCUCGUUCCUGGUUCUACAGGACAGUGUCCAAUCAAGCUCACACGUGAAUUAAGUCGCAGGCCGUUCGAGGGCUUUCCCUCCUGGGACUUGUUCUCACCACGUACUUUAACCUCUUGUGCUCCUGCUUUCAUAGCAAGCUUUCUUUCUCGCAGGUACUAUAAAGUUACACACAUCGGUAGCGGCACCCAGACCGCCCACAUCAAACCCUUGGUUUUCCCCGGUCCGUCUUGUAUCGAAAGACGCAGCAGUUUCGCCCAGUCCCUGAAAGGCUAGCAUGUCUGUCUGUGUCUCUAUCAAGAUAGUGUUAAUCGUUCUGCACUUCGCAUCUUUUAGCGGUGCUUUUCCCGCCCUGCUGUCAUUUGUCUAGGUUCUCAUCGACUUUAGUCCUAUGCAAUCCUCCGACUUUUCUGCCCGUAUCGAGAUAUACAUAGUCUUGUCUCACUUGGAUCUCAGGGCCGAAAUCUUGACACCGCUAGCGCUUUCUUUUUCCUUCCCGUUGUUAGUCUCUAAAGACGUGCUCUGGGAUACAUGGAUUUGAACUCAUGGGCUGCGUCCUUGUAGAGCCUCGUGACUGGAUCUAUAAUCUCUCUUCUCACACCUUAGCCUGUUUGUUGGUGACCCACCGCCCUAGCCGUUGAUGAAAUGUCGUAUGCGCUGUCAUUCCUGUGCACGUUGCAUACACCUGUCAAUAAAUACUGAGUUAGGUGUUAUCUGUCCAGCGCGAGACCAUCCUAUUCUUGAGCUGCUUUCGUCAAAGCGUGUCAGAUAUUCUUCUUCUUAUGACUCUCGUCAUCUUAAAUCGCUCGAUCAGCAGGAAGAGUCUCCCAUCUCUUCCACCAGAGAUUUGGGAGAAUGUGUUAUACAGCUUGGACGAGAGCUAUAGCACGUCUGAGCUUGAAGACGAGGGUUUCUGGAAAAGAGCUUACAAGACGCUUGCUGCAUGUUCCCGCACAUGUCGCUUCUGGCACAUUGUCGCGCAACGAAGUCUCUACAGGCACAUCCGAUUGUUCUACUCCUCUACCUGGUUCAACAUCAAGGUUCUUACUCACUCACUCUGGCUGUUCCGAAAAAAUGUGUCUUUCAUCCGCAGCCUAUUUAUACGAUUUCCGGUCUUUGACAAGUCAACAUAUGCCACUGGGUGGUCUAUACCCCUCUUUCCCAAUAUUCUGCCCAAUGUCACCCUCUUAAAAUUGCAACACAUGGACAUGGCAAAAGUGCAUUCAGAUUUCCUCAGAACAUUGGCAUGUCUUCCAUCGCUGCGGCAUCUGGUGCUUGAAGGGUCAACAAUCAAAAUUCGGGUUUUGCAACGGAUCAUCUUUUCUCUCAAGGACUUGCAACAUCUGGAUCUUAUCAACAUGGAGUUUCUUUGGACUGAGGCCCAAUUCCUGUCCACAGAAUGUUCCAUACAUAGAUGUUCUUUGCAAACUAUUGGCUUGUAUGCCGAGUGGCACGGGGCACAGGCUGCCAGCUGUACGGGGAUCCUACAGUGGUUGGCUUGCAAUCCUGGGAUUUCUCAGACAGUUAGAGUGCUGGACAUCCAUAUCUUCCAGACCACAGAUGAGACCAUCCUAGCACUUGAUAAAGUCUUGAUGGUCUGUGGCCUUUCAUUGGAAUACUGCAGGCUAGCUAUUUCUUGGACCACAAAAUGCAGCAUUGACUUUCAGCAUAAUCCAAAUCUGAAGGACCUAGCCCUCAAAUAUAUAGGUCCAACUGACCUAUCAGCUGCUGAUGAGAUUCAGACAAACAUAUCAUCAUGGGUGCUUCCACUGGUGUCCUCAAUACACUCUUCCAAUGUUGCAAUUCACAUUGAAAGAUUUGUAGAUAUAGUAGAAUGCUGUGGGGCACUAGAGGCUAGUCUUAACAUGACGGGUGUAUCAAAACUAAGGCAGGUCAGAGUUCUAUUAGAGGAGCGAGGAGGAAAAAAUCUAGUGAGAUGGAUAGGUUUAUUUCCUGUGUUGGUUGAGCAGAAGAGAUUGUUUUUAUGUCAGGAAUUUAGAGAGUCCUGGAAGAGUUUGUUUAUGGCAGACAGAUAGUUCACUAUUGAUAGUCAUAGGUACAUGCUUGAUAUUUCAAUUACAA
Somion occarium is the source of this 2328-nucleotide messenger RNA. The record is from the annotation of a GenBank genome assembly. NCBI's taxonomy places the organism in Eukaryota, Fungi, Basidiomycota, Agaricomycetes, Polyporales, Cerrenaceae.